UGAAAGGCGUGCUUCGGCGGAAGAGCAAGAAUAAGCGAGGGAGGCGCGAGAGGGGAGGAGACUCCGGUCUCCGGGGGCGGCCUCUCCGCCAUCGAGCCCGGAAGCGCCGCCCCUCCUUUCCGCACGUCUGUUGCCCGGGACCAGCUGCCUUGGGCCGGGCUGCCUGCUUGCUUGCGACUUCGCCGCCGCCGCCACCGCCAUGGGAGGCAAGAACAAGCAGCGAACGAAGGGCAACGUGCGGGUGAGUGAGGGAGGGAGGGGCGCGUGUGUACGUGGGUAUGUUAUGUGUUCGCCCCCGGAGGGAACUGUAUCAAAACGCCAACAGCUUUCCCCAUCCAGCACGGGCCUGCUUUCUACCCUUGGCUUACACGUGUAUGAGAGCCUGUUCCCACAACCUUCUCUUUCAAGGGCUGCGUGAUUCAACGUCUGUCGGGGCGAGGAGGAGCGGGGGAAAGAGGCGGCCUAUGCCAACACAAGCAUCAUAAAACCCUCUCCAAAGGGAGGAUGAAUUCUUCCUGUCCGGGGCCUUUUAGCGGUUGCAAGUUUGUAAAUAUUGAUUUGAGUGUGAUCUGGACACUAAGGAGAAUUGAAAGCACGACAGUUCUCAGAGGACAAGUUUUUUUUGGCUAGGGCUUCUUGAUUUUCUUUGGUCACGCCACGUCCAUAUGAUCUUGACUUUGUAUUUGACAAUUAGUGCGGAAGAACCGCUGUCCUUGGCUCCGUUUUUGAACUUACAGGAAUCGGUUUCCCUCGCCACUUUGCCAUAAACAUGUAGUGUAAAGAAUGACUCCAUCCCUUUCUACUUCAGCCUCUUUUCCUGCUAUUACUGUGAGUACAGCUAAUCUGUUAACACACUUACCUGUGUAAUAUAUUCCUGGUAUGGUGGAUAAGAGUACUGGAUGUGACAUGUGUUCCAAUCGGUGCUUAGCAAUGAAGCUCAGAUCACUACACAUAAACACUGUAUACCAAGUUGUAAAUUAUCAAACUGGUAAUCUUGUCAUCUGUAUUGCCCUGUCAAGUGUUAAGGAGAAUUUUAGCACUCUUCUGCUCCCCAAGUUUCUAAGUUAGGUGUUGAAAUGUGGUAAAAUUAUUCUUCUCACUUUGUACAACAAUACAGAUUGAGAGUUUUCCAGGCAAUUAGAUGUACCUUACGGUAUGUUGCUGCAAUUACCUGUAAAUGGUUAUCUGUAUUCACACAAUACUUCAGCCCAACCAAUUUACAGGUUUCUUGUGAGGAUAAGGUAGCCAGAAGCUUUGCAGAGCCUUGAUUUUUAACAGGCUUAAAUGUAAUUAACUGCAUAGAUUUUUUUGCUUUAAGAUCAUCCUGUAUUAUCUUUCUGUUUCCUAUUCCCCCCUCCUCAACAAUAUUCAAGUGUUUAUUCCAAGCAGGAAGUAGGGGGUUGGCUUCUUACUGACACUCUACUCGUCCCACCUUUGAACUCCACAUUUUUUGGAACUAGUGCAAAAAGUCCACAUGUGUACAGUCCCUUAUGAAUAUCCUUGAAAAAUAGAAUGUGCGGACAUUGUGCAUAAUCUGCUGAAUGUGUGGAAAUCGGGGAUGGCACUUGCUGGUGUGUUCCCAGUUCUUGUGCUUGUGUGUUCAUUCCUACCUAUGAUCAGUGUUUGAACAAGGCUUCUGUAGCUUUGUUAUAUUUGCCUUUUCCUGCUCUCCAUUUUUUGUUUCCCCCAUUGUUGAAAUGUAGGGCAAAAUCACUGUGAUCUGUUCUCCGGGAACCUUCACACUCACAUGUUCUUGUUAAGCCCUGGUUUGGCUUGUUGUUAUGUGCUAACGGGGUCACUGUGUGUAUCUGGCAGGAGAGGGAUGGUUGUAAGAAUUCCCCAGCAAUGCAGUCCAAACUGUUCUAAAUGUAAACAUAACAAGAAUCCUGUAGUAGCUUAAGGACAAAUAUAAUUAUUGUGAUAAUUUUAAGAUUCCAGGACUUGUUGUUUUUGCUAUAACAGACUUGCAUGGCUAUUCUUUUGGAAUUUAUCUAAAAUGUAGACUUCUAGAGAGAAUAGAGUUGUGAGCACAGAAAAAACGUGUUGGGUUAAGACUUGAACAAGUAGCAGUGCAACUAAUGAGAAUAAUGGUAUUGGGCCAGUUGGAUUAGUUCUUUCAGUCAUAAGAUAAAGAAUUGCAGCUGUUGGGGCACAAAAAUAUGCCCCAAAAUUGUUGGUAAACAGAAAUUUUAGAAUUGUUCUGUUAAAGUAAGCUUGCCGUUUCUCUCUCCCUUUCUUUAAAAAAAUAGCCCUCUAGCAGUGGUAGAGCAGCAGAACUUCUUGCCAAAGAACGAGGAAGUGUUCCUGGGUUUGUUGGCUUCAGCACAUCUUCAAGUGACCUAGGCUAUGUCCCUGCGAUUCAAGGCGCUGAAGAAAUAGAUAGCCUUGUGGAUGCUGACUUUCGAAUGGUGCUGAGAAAACUUUCCAAGAGAGAUGUUACAACCAAAUUAAAAGUAGGUUUGUUGUACUGCUCUUAAAUGCCUAGUAAUUAUUUAUUGAUAUGCUACUUAAAUCAAGUUUAGACAAAUAUUAUGAGGAUAGAAAUACACCGAAGAAAGAAACAGUUACUUUCAGUUUAUUUCUAACAAAUGGUUUAUUGCACUAUAGGGUAUUGUGUGAUUUGUUUAGCUGCAUAUUUUAAUGGUUAGGCAAGCCUAGGAUUGCAACUUUAUUUGGAAUUAAGAACUUUUAAACUUGAUGGGGCUUGCUUAUGUAAACUAAGUAUAAUAUCAUGAUGCAAGUCCCAUGUAUGUCAACAAGAGAUGUAGCUUGUUUACUCGUAAAUAAAUCCCAUUGUAACUCAGUUGAACUUACUCUCAAGUAAAUGUGGAUAGAAUUCACCCUUAGCCUUUGGGUUACCAAGUGAUUCACAAGGUUCCAGGCUGUAUAUCCAAUACAUGUGUAUAUUCAGAAGUAAGUCCCACUGAAUUGAGUGGGACUUACUCACAGAGAAAUGCAUAUAUGCUUGCACUGAUAGUAGCUGAAGGGUAGGAAUGGAGGAUUUCAACAAAUACUUGAUAUCCUUCCUUUUACAUGUUGUUUAGGCCUUACAUGGUUUUAGCAUGUUCUGUAAAAUAGUUAUCCAGAGCUGAUGGAAAGUGAUGUGGAAAAGGUUACCCCAGUCUUUAAAGUUGCAUGUGUAGAGACAAGUGCAGUCAUAAAGCAUAUGGGAAGGAUAAUAGAUUAUCAGUGUUUGGAAUUCAUGCUCAUUUUCUCUUUUUUAAUUUCAGGCUAUGCAAGAAUUUGGAACAAUGUGUAAGGAGAGAGAAACAGAGAUUGUUAAAGGAGUCCUACCUUAUUGGCCUAGAAUUUAUUGUAAAAUAUCUGUUGUAAGUAUUAAACUCUUGGAUUAUGGUGAAUAUGGACAGGUUUAUAUUUCUGACAAUUGUCAAAGAAAUCAGUGCAUGGUUCUAUUGUGCUGGGUAUGAUUAGUUUUGAAGAAAGUUUGUGACUUGGUAUAGAACUACUUUGUGCUUUAUGAACGACUCAUAUUACAAAGGAGUAUGGGAAAGCUUGAGAUAAUAUUGUAUACCUUGGUUUAGGGACGCGGGUGGCGCUGUGGGUUAAACCACAGAGCCUAGAACUUGCUGAUCAGAAGGUCGGCAGUUCGAAUCCCCACGACGGGGUGAGCUCCCGUUGCUUGGUCCCUGCUCCUGCCAACCUAGCAGUUCAAAAGCAUGUCAAAGUGCAAGUAGAUAAAUAGGUACGGCUCCGGCAGGAAGGUAAAUGGCGUUUCUGUGUGCUGCUCUGGUUCACCAGAAGUGGCUUAGUCCUGCUGGCCACAUGACCCAGAAGCUGUACGCCGGCUCCCUCGGCCAAUAAAGUGAGAUGAGGGCCGCAACCCCAAAGUCGUCCGCGACUGGACCUAACAGUCAGGGGUCCUUUACCUUUACCUUGGUUUUUAAAUGUCAGGAUUGAUGCCAAGUAGCUUUUGAUUUUUUGCCCCAGAAACUGAGAGACUGAUAUAAAUACUGAGCUCUUAAGUGGUACACCUGUAUAGUAUGCCUGUUUAUUUUUACAUAUAGUUACCUAUAUUUCCCCCCCCCAUAUUUAUUGUAGGAUCAUGAUCGUCGGGUCAGAGAAGCAACACAGCAAGCUUUUGAGCAGCUUAUUUUGAAAGUUAAGAAACAUUUGGCUCCUCAUUUAAGAAGUCUUAUGGGACACUGGCUGAUAGCUCAGUGUGAUACUUACUCUCCUGCAGCGUCAGCAGCUAAAGUGGCAUUUGAAAAAGCCUUUCCACCAAGCAAACAGCCUGAAGCCUUAGUAUUUUGUAAAGAUGAAAUUCUGAAUGUGAGUUUUCCAGUCUGUAUGACCAUGUUAAAGGUUUAUGUUAAUUGUGUUUUGGCUUUUUAAAAGAGUGAAAAGAACCAGGCAGAGGGCCUUCUGGGUAGUGGCGCCUGCCCUGUGGAAUGCCCUCCCAUCAGAUGUCAAAGAAAUAAUCAACUAUCUGUCGUUUAGAAGACAUCUGAAGGCAGCCCUGUUUAGGGAAGCUUUUAAUGACUGGUGUUUUAAUGUAUUUUUAAUAUUUUGUUGGAAGCUGCCCAGAGUGGCUGGGUAAACCCAACCAGAUGGGUGGGGUAUAAAUAAUAAGUUGUUGUUGUCACAUUAGAUAUACAUCUAGUUUUGAGUUUGAUUCUUAAUUACAUCAAAUAUAUAUUCUGUUCUUUUCUUAAUUAUUUCUGAUGUAGUAUGGACAGAGAAAGUUUUGUCUAAAACCAGGAUCAUCGUUUACACUAUAAUUAGUUUCAAGACAAACCAAUUUCAUAACUCAUGGUUUGAAGUGGACUUGUUUGGAGUCUUAAUAUUAAACUACAAUCCCCAGUUCAGAUGAAGAGGAAGGCUGCUAUUUUACUGAAAACAAAAGAAAAGCUUUUACGUAUUUUCUUGACCACACAGGAGCGGGAGGCAGGAACGUGUGAAUCCAAGACUUGCUGCAGCUCAUACCCAUCAUGAUACAUCAUAAUGCAUUGUGAUGCUCCAAUUUAGGCAGUGAAUAUUAGUGAGAGAGAAAAGGUGUUACAAAUGCAAAUUCAUUUUUACUUUUUGGUCUUUGUAGCUGCUGAUACUAUCCAAAUAGAAGCUGCGAUGUUCCUGGCAUGCAUAGUUGAGCUUGUUUAACCAAGAACGAAAAAAUACACAAAGUCACACAUAUGUUCCUCAUUAAUUUCGAAGUGAUUUACACUUUGGAAAUUCUACGAUGAAAAAAACAUAAUGUUGUAGUUGUUUUGGUUUAUAAAACUCAAUAUUAACUUUUCUAUGAGAACUGCAUAAUUUUAUAUUCCAUUUAAGGACAUCUAGUUGAUUCUUCUCUAGGUACUCCAAGAUCACCUUUUGAAAGAAACACCUGAUACACUAAGUGAUCCACUGUAUGUACCUUUAUAUAAAUAUGUUUGUUUUGUAUUAAUUCACAAUAAAUAUGUAAAACUUAGAAGCAUGUUUCAGAUCCAUUAUAUCAAAUUAUGGGAAGCAUUUCUCCCUGCCCAGAAUUUUGUGUGCAUAUAUAUAAAGGAGACUUCCUCAUUCACUUAAAUAGAAGCCCUUGCAUAUGUGGGAGUUUUGUGUGUACCAUAUAUCUAUCUUGCUUUCAGUGCACUGCUGGAUUAUAGCAAUAGUAUGUUUAGAACACUGCCUUCUCUUUAAUAUUUCACAGUCAAUGCAGAUAGGUCUAGUAGUUUAGUUUGCUUGUGAGAAAUUAUGCUUGAAAAAAAUUGUUAUAAUUUUGCUUCGUGACAAAGGACAUACAGUGUCUAGAGUGAAUUAGAAGAUGGAUUUAACUUGGUAGUGCAAUAUUGGUAGUGAUGCUUAGUAAAAAACUUUUCAUUAUUUCUAAGACUAAUGCUGUUUCUCAGACCUCUCAGAUUGAUAUUUUUAUGUAUAUGUACAAUGUGUGAUAUUCAGAGAAGGACUAGCUUUCAGAGUGAGGUUGUGCUAUCCUUUUUAACAAAUUAUUUAAAAUCAAAUAUGAAAAUUGUGUUCAUGGCUGAACUGUAAAACUAUAUAGCUUAUAUAUUCAAUUCUUUUGUUUUAAUAGAACUGUGCCAGAGGAAGAAAGGGAGGCCAAAUUCUUUCGAAUGCUGACAUGUUCUUUGUUAGCUUUAAAGAAAUUGAUUUGUAUGUUACCCAGUAAUGAGAAUAGUUCAUUGGAGGAGAAACUUAAACCUCUGCUGACUCAAAACAAAUUUUGGAAAUACGGGAAGCACAACUCACCACCGGUAUGUUUAUCUUUUUGUCCACUUUCUAAAAUGAAUCUUAAAAAUGGCAUGUCAUGAUUAUCUGUUCUGAACCCUUUGCUUUCAUUCACUUUUUCUUUUUGCCUUUUCAUAUACAUUGCUGAAUUUUUACAUGGAUUGCCCAAAAUAUGCAGGUCAUAAACCUAUUACAGUCCAUUGUGUCUGCUUGAAAAAGUUUAAAUUUCCCUCUCCUUCCUCUCCUUCAGGUUCGUUCAGCUUUUUUUGAGCUGAUUUCUGCUUUUUGUCAGUACAUUCCUGAGUCAAUGAAAGCUGAAGCUUCAAGAGUUUGCCCAGCGGUUCUUCUCAGCAUUGAUGACAGUGAUGCCAUUGUUUGCCCUGCUCUUUGGGAAGCUGCACUUCAUGUCCUUACUGCUAUUGAGGUAAUACAGUGAGCUAAAUGGAAGCAUUAUUUCUCACAAUUCUCAGGGACUUGUUUCCAGGGGUCAGCAAACUUUUUCAGCAGGGGGCCGGUCCACUGUCCCUCAGACCUUGUGGGGGGCCGGACUAUAUUUUGAAGAAAAAUAUGAACAAAUUCCUAUGCCCCACAAAUAACCCAGAGAUGCAUUUUAAAUAAAAGGACACAUUCUAUUCGUGUAAAAACAUACUGAUUCCUGGACCGUCUGCGGGCCGGAUCUGGCCCCGGGGCCUUAGUUUGCCUACCCAUGUAUGCAGACCAUGCUUCUUUAAAAAUAAUUGAUAUUAUUCAAUGCGUAGGCACAAUCUUAGUCCCACUGCAUGCUUCUCUUUAGUUCAGCUAGCACACUCAAAAACCUCUGACGUUUUAACUCUUUCAUUAGACUGAUAAUUCACAGAUCAGUUUCAGUAGUUCUGUUUAUGUAGACCCAGAACCCACAAUUAUUACAACUUGCAAUUUGUGAAAUGUAGGCUGAGUAGUUCUGCGAAAGUUUGAUCACUUGGCUGAAUAUUAAUUUCAAAAACGUGGAAAAUUGAGUCCAUAAAACUAUGUCAUUACUUUGAUGUAGAAGCAAAUAUUAUAUAGGUCCUGACUUCCUGAAAAGAGGUCUAGUUUAAGUUCUGCUUAAAUAUCACCGCACUUAACAUUUAUUUUCCUGUUGUCUCUUAGAAUGUUCAUUAACUUUCAAAUUUGUAAGUACGUCAAAUUAGCAUGCUUCUUUUGCAGUGUGGCCCAGAGGGCUACUCCAUGAAAUAGAUUGUGCAUUUGUUAGGUUGCUCUUUCCAAGCUAGCUGAGUAGUCUUUAAUUUACUUCUGAACCUUGUGUUGUUCUGUAGGAUUGUUGGAGUCAUGUGAAUGCAAAAAAGGGAGUCCUGCCAAAAAUAUGGGCAGUCCUUCGAGAAGGAGGACGUGGUCUUGCUACAAUUAUAUAUCCUAAUCUCUUGCCUUUCAUUAGCAAGAUACCUCAUGGUAUUACAGAACCGAAGCUGGACUAUUGUAGAACAUUUUUCACCGCCAUAAUUCAAGGGUAUGAACAACUAGUUCUUUUUUGAUUAAAGAUCGCCUUAUGCAUGUUUGGAAAUGAAGGGGAAUGUAUAGUGGGUAAUAUCCAAAUGGGUCGUAUCCAGUGGUGUUGCAGGAAGAGAGACCAUUUUCACCUUCGCUCCCCAGAUCUACUUCACCUGCUGUGUGGCACCAUUAAAUGCAUCCCAUAAUUUAAACACAUUUUACAAUUGUAGAUGCUAAACAACAGUGCUCUGUAUACUUCAAUGCACCCAUCAUAGUAAUACAUUGAUUACUAUUUUUAAAAUAUUGUUCUUUGUUCUUCUAAUCUAGUUCUGUGCUUCUGAUUUUCCAAUCAGUGCACUUUCAGCACAGUGUAAAGCUAUAGCAUUCAUUGGGAAGAAUUCAACAUAGCGCUAAGGAGACCGUUCUAUCAGCACAAGCUUGCAGGCAUCUACUAGUGGGAACUGUUAGUUAAAUCAGGCUCUUUGAUUACAUUUGAAUUCAAAACUAUAAAUGAAAUUUAUUAUGUUUCUCAAUUUUGUGUUUGUCUAGGUUGUUGACUGAAAGGGCUAUGGCUAGCCGUUCAGAAUGUUCAGCAAUCCUUUCGGCUUUCAUGGAAUGUUUACGAUUUACAGUGCUACAGAAUAUAGGUGAAGAAGAAGAAGAAAUUAAAAUUCAAGAAAUGCUUAUAAAUGAUCAGGUAUUUUUUCAUGGGAAUAUAUCAUUUACUUCUAAUAAUUUUUAGUAAUUUGAGUUUGAGCCAGUUGCCUAAACGUCUGUAAUGAAAUGGCUAAAAUACUCUCUGAUGCAAGGAUUUUGAAUAGGAGAUUGCCACAAGUGGCCCUCUUCACCACCUUUAUGACUGCAAAACUUCCUAGGGUAAAACAAAUAAAUAUGUUAGAUCACAGGUGGGCAACCCACAGGCUCCAAGUUCACUACCAGCUACCCAGCAACUUAAAUUCCUUCCACCCCACUCCCCUGUUAGCUCACCAAGCAUUCCUUACAGCCUGCCUUGAGUUACUCAAGUUACAGGCAAAUUCACACCCACCCACAGUUCUCACCUGAGCUUCCCAACUAGUUGUUUGGCAGACUGUGGGGAGCCCAGUUUAGACCGACCGUUGUGCUUCCCUCAGUCUACUAAACAGCUGUUUGGUGCUGGCAAGUACACUCCCCUCACCCUGUCAAUCAACUGGGGAGGGCAGCUCAUGUGCAUCCCCUCCAGCUCAUUGUUGUUAAGGAUUGUGCUAACAGUUAGCUAAAUGAACUAGGUCUGUGGUAAAUACCUUUCAGAAUAUUUAUAUUUAUCUGUGCCUUUUCACUGUUGCUGCUGCUGUAGCUAUGCCUAGGGUUGCCAUCUUUCAAAAAGUAAAAUCCAGGACACCUUGAAAGUUGUUGAGCUUUUUUUAAGAAGACCCCACAACUGUUGAGCUCUUUUUAGACAAACGCCAAAGCUUUGGGUGUUUACAAAAACACCCCCAAAACGGGACUUCUACUGGACACCUUCCAGAAAUCCCAGACGUAUGGCAGACCUAGCUAUACCAUUCUCUUCUCCUUCUCACAACCCCCAUUUUGUUAAGUUUUCUGUUUGCUGUGACGAUUUUCAUUGCCUAUGGCAACAGCACAGCAAAUUAGGUACAGUAGCAGCCUGGACACAUCCCACUUCUCCCUCUCCCACCCUGCUUUUCACCAUAUUUGGGUGUGUGGGUGGAAAUCACCAAAAGGAAGGGUCACUUUUUGUAGUGACCAACAUUUUCUACAUCAUGCCCUACUUUAAUCUCUGCACUAAAAUGAAUAUAUUUUCUCUUUACAGCUAGUUCCCCUCAUUGACACAGUGAUUAAAGAGCCCAGGUUACAAAAUGGACCUUUGUUUUUUGCGAUAGCAGACACCUUGCGCUUUUGGAACACGCGAGCAGAAAUUUCAAGUGGUGAUGGAGCUGCUCCCACUUUCCGGAGAAUAUUGUCGGACUUUUGGGAUGGCCUUUCAACUAUAUGUGUGGGGCACAUUGAUGUAAUAGACGCAGAUGAGAAAUCUUUGGCUGCUGUGUCCUCUUUGCUACAAAUCCUUCAGAACCCAGAAAAUAAGAUAAAACCAAGCAGAAGAAAAGCUGUGAAGAUCAGGUUUGCAGAAGAUGAUGAAGCUGAAAGCAACACUGAACAUGAAAAUUUUGUUGAUAUGAGAAGCAGCAGUGAUCCUGGCACUCUUAUUCAUGCACAAUAUCUUUCCCCUCUACAGAAAGAGCCUUUAGAAGAUUUAGUUUGUAAACUUGCAGAACUGAGUAUUGUGUAUACCAAUGAACAAAGGUCUGACCGGCACUUAAAGUUCCUCUCUGCUCUCCUCAGUAACUUUGCCUCCAGUAGAGUUUUCCAGGUUCUGUUGGAGAAUAGGACCAGUAUUCAGGAAGUUGCAAAGCUUCAGUAUGAAAAUCCUUCUAUCCAAUUUCUCUAUGAAAAUCUAAUUGGUUGGCUGAAAGAAGACUGGAGAAAAGAGACAGAUUUCUUGGUUGAUAUUUUGUAUAGUGUCCUCCAUUGCUGCAGCAGUGCCCCAGAGAGAGAAAACAUUCUAAAUGACUUAACAAAGGUACACUUUCUUAAAAAUAAGUUUCAUAGAAUUGUAGAGUUGGAAGGGACCACAAGGAUAUUCUAGUCCAACCCCCUGCAAUGCAGGAAUCCUUCAACCAAUGAGGGGCUCGGACCCACAGCCCUGAGAUUAAAAGUCUCAUGCUUACCUACCAACUGAACUACAGUCAUACCUCAGGUUGCAAUAGCUGCGGGUUGCACAUUUUCGGGUUACGGACACGCCGAGACUCAGAAUUACCGGAACGGGUUACUUCUGGUUUUUGGCGCAUGCGCAGUAGCGCCGAAUCGCGUCAUGCACGUGUGCAGACACUGGUUGCGAACGUGCCUCCUGCAUGGAUUACGUUCGCAACCCGAGGUUCCACUGUAUUUGAUUUGCUAUGAUUUGGUAGACUGGUGGUGAGUUUAACAGUUUGGAUCAAUUUUCUCUUAUGUAAUUUGAGAUUUGGAAUGAAACAUUUUGGAUAUUUAGGAUUGGAAUAGAAUAAUUUGGUAGCAGUAAUAUAGUUUCAUAAGCAGGUGCUGAUCAGUUUUUUAAGAAAAACAUGUCUAAUACUAACCUAUGCUAAUUUAUUCAUUUCAUAUUGAAAUUUAGAAAGUUAGGGUUGUAUCCAACACAGCACAAGUGGAGAUCCACUUAUACAACAGGGCUUCCCCUUCCUCUCCUUUUUCCAUGCACCCCCAAAUUGCCCAGUUUGUUCUCUCUCAACCACCUGGAGCAGAUUUUGAGGAUGAGUUAGGGGUUGCACAAAAAAGAAAAGGAUGGGGAUAUUUAGUGACGCAAGUGGGAGUCUGCUGCACAAGCAGAACAGCAAUGUGGGACACAACUCUGCUUUCCCACCCAAAGGAUCCUCAAAAAGUUCAAUUAAAAAAAUUAGCAAACUUUUAGAAAUCGAGAGGAGCACACAAGCAAAAUCAGUAGCAUAAUCAGUCACCUGGGGCAGAGGGUUCCACUGUCUGGGUGCUGCAGCUGAGAAGGCUCUGUCCCACAUUUCCACCUGCCAUGCUUCUGAUGACAGUGCGACAUGGCUACUUUAAGGGGGAAAAUGUGCCACAGGCAGAACCACUCGCAAGGAAGCCUCUCAGUUUGGCACUCAUGAGAACAGAUCUUCUGAAGAAACUGUCCAGUUAUACUAAGCAAAGGGGAGGAGGGAGUUAUCUUGCAGCAGAUUUAUGUGUACGUUUGUAAAAAUAUUUGUAUCCCUGCAAGGAGCUCAACUUAGGGAAGAUUUGAACCUAGGUUUCCCAUACCUUAGUCCAGUACUCUAACCAUUAUGCUGCAUUGGCUAUAAAUGUUAAACUUUUCACACAAAUUGUUUUAAGUUUCUGCUUAUCACAUUGUUGAUGUUCUCUCUUUUUUCUGUUUUUGUUUCAGAUGGAUCUGAAAUGGAAUAUUCUUCUUCAGAUAAUUCAAAAGGUAUAUUCAAGAUUUUUGUUGGUUUUUUUACACAUACUAGUUUUGUAUCCAGAGAAGCAUGAAUUUAAGAUUAUUUAAACAGACAGUUUUAUUGCACUUUAUGUAAAUAUCUGUCCCAUUUUCUGUGUGUGCUUAAGAUGAAAAAGCCCUUUCUGUGCUGAAUCACUUGCACAAUUGGUAAUUAACUAUAGACACAUGUCUAUAUAAUUUAUAAUAAGUAGUAUAGUAUAUUUGAACAUUAAAUAAUUAAACCACCACUAAAAUAUACUUUGGUAUUUUUAAUGUUUUAGGCAUGUUCAAACUCAGAGAAACAUUCAUUGAGUUCUGCUUGGCUGGAAGGAGAUGUGUUAGGAGAAAAGCUUGUAACUCUGGCUGAUGACUUGUGCAACACAAGUUUGAAAACGACAGUAGCUUCAGCAGAAUCUUUUCAUUCAGAAAGAUGGACUCUUCUAAGCUUGGUGUUAUCUCAGCUUAUUAAAAAUGGUAGGUGGCUUCAGUUUACCCGAGGAAAGAAUAAAAUUAACUGCAAGAGCUGGCAGACAGGCUUGUCAUGGGUGGGAAGUGUGAGACAAAGGUGGUGUUAAGGUGAAUAAUAUAAUAUUGCAUUUAUUCUUUCUAAGAUCCCAGUAAGAAGCCAAGGUUCAGGGCUUCAGAGAUAUGGAAUGCCAAAAGCAAGUAGCUGACUAACAUACACUUGGCAGAGAUCUUGCUAGCCAGUUGACCAAGAUCAAGUCUAUGUCUGAACCAUAGCUAAGGAUUCUUGUACAUGGGAAAGACUCUGACUCAUAUGCUCACUAUUUCAUUCCUUGAGAUUUUCACGACUGUACCCAUGCAUUAAGUCAGAAGACUAACUAUCUGGAUCUGAUAAACUUAGCUCCACAUAGGAACACUUUUGCAGAAAUUAGAUUUAAUAUGAUGCCCUCUGCUUUUUUGGAUGGUCAUUGUAAGAAAUUAUGCUUCAGACAACAUAUUUUGUAAAACCGUCACAGAGGAUAUUGUUCAUUAUAUUAUUCAGUGCCCACUUUAUAAAGAUCCCCAUGAAAAAUAUUUGUUGGAGAUUAGUUUCAGGGAGAACUUUGUUUCACCUAGUAAGUUUGUUUGCUUUUUUGCUGUUUGAUAAAGGAACACACAAAGUAACAUAAUUUUCAUUAUUUGUGUUGGGGACCAGGAAAUUGAGAGCUAAAUUUCUACUCAAUGCUACAUGUGUUUUUUGUUUCUAUUUUUUAAUGGUUUAUAGCUAAACAAGUGCAGUAUUACAUACCUAUCUGCCAAAGGAAGAAUCUCAGAGCUGCUGGCCCAGUUUCCUCAGGCUGUAAGCACUGUAAUUUCAGCAUGCACACACUGAUCAUGGAGUAACUUAAAAUGUGCCUUUUUUUUAAUCAAUAGAGUCCUUGAUUGGUGAAGUUUAUGUUAAAAGGAUUAUUGAUAAACUUCAAGCAGCUCUGUCUAAAGCAAAGGAUCUUUCAGAAGCUGGAAACACAGAACCAUCGGUGUCUUUCAUCUGUGACAUAGCCUCUAACUUUUUCAGCUCAGUUAAAGGAUGCUUGUUGAUGCCAUCAUCAGAAGAUUUGUUGCUCACCAUUUUCCAGUUGUGUGCACAAAGCCAGGAUACAACACAUUUGUCAGGUAUUGCACAAUAAGUAUAUGUUGAUGAUACCAUAUGCUGGACUAUGACUCUCAUCUUCCCUGACCAUUGACUAUGCUACUAAGGCUGAUGAGAGUUGGAGUUUAACAGUAUCGUCCAGCUUCUUUCCAUUUGCACAGUAGAACUUCCAUGGGGGAAGGGCUAUAGGUCAGUGAUAGAGCAUUUGCUUUACUAGCAGAAGGUCCCUGGGUGAAUUCCUAGCACCUCCAAAUAGACUGUGGUUUGGGGGAAAUGGUCUCCCAAGUCAAAUGGGGAGGCCUGGCAGGCCAAAUUUAGCCCAUAGACUGGAGGUUUCCCACCCAUGGUAUAGACAACUCGGUAUAAGGCAACUUCCUGUGUUGCUAUGUUCCUCUUCUGGUGCAUUCAGCUGAAGCAAAAUAUUGUUUCCAGUAAUGCCUAAGUGCUGGUGAUCAUCCCUGAACGCUCUGGAAGUGGCAGUUCCAACAUUCAAGUGAAGAGAAGCUGGCAUGAGGUGAGAGAAGACAGAGGAAAGAUUCUAUCCUCUGAAAGUUGUCACUACUGACAAGUACAUUGACUUAAGGCAUGGAGCAAGGGAGCUGGCUCAGUUGGGAGCUGCGGCCUCAAGGUGCCUGGACUGCCUUGAGGUGGCACUUCCCAAAGCCUUUGUGAGGCAUAUGCUGUGUGUGUGUGUGUGUGUGUGUGUGUGUUGCGGAUUGCAUGUGUGUAGCUUCCAUGAGUAUGUGAGGGGGUGAUCCCAUGCUCAAGGAUAGGAUUCUGCUCUUAUGCUAAUGGAUUUAGCAGUAUGACUAAUGCUUCACCAUUAUGCUCAGAAGUUAAAAUGUUCAGCCAUUUUUUUUUUAUUGAUGUAGAUUUCCUUGUGAAUAAGCUGAAGCACACAUGGUUCUGUGGCUUAACUUCACUUGUGCAACAUCUUAGCGAUAUGCAUAAAGACAGCACCUUCCUGCAGAGAUCUGCAUUUUGGGUCAAGAACCAACUUCAGUCCUCAACGCUGGAUGUUAAAAGGUAAGCAGUGCGCUGCUUAAUUUCUUUGCUGGGGCUACCACAAUUUUAACAAGGCUUCGUCUUUUCACCAGGAUUUUAAAUCAAGAUCUGAAAGUGGUUUCAAAACCUAGUUAAAAUGAAAUUGUUAUGAAAUUCAGUGGUGCCGUAAUAAUGGAGGUGUGAGUCUUAACAUUCAAGGUAUGUCAUUGUAUGGAAAGAUGUGAAAUACGUUAUUUUUUAAUUACCUGGUUUCUUCACAGUUUGCAGGUUUUGAUCACAGCAGUUCAUGACUUGUUGACUAAACUUUUGGAAGCUGAUAAAGUUCCUACUUAUACUCUGAAGGAUUAUUUUGAUUGGCUCACUCCAAGUGAGUCUGAAUGGGAAAAGAUGCGGGGAUCUCUAUCCAGUGAGGUAUAUAAGUUUCCACAGUGUCAUUGUACAGUGAAUAGUUACUGUCAGCAUUUGCAGUUAACUUCUUGGGACCAAUUUUUUGUUGCGGCUAAAGCAACAUGAACGAGCAGGCCACCAGAUUCUGCAUGAAGAGCGCAUGUUAUCUAUGUGCCAUAAAUAUGUCUCUUGAUAAUUAGUUUUAUGUGUUAACUUUUAACUAUAGUCAAUUGUUGCUAACUGUUAUAUUAAAAUGUAUAAUAUUAAUGCAACAUUCCUAUUAUGUGAACAGUAAUGAAAAAAUUACAAUCUUGUAUGACUCUGGGGGAAAAUGAAAUUCAAUUUUUUUACUUCCUAUGUGUUGCUGUAGUGGUUAAAGAAACCACUUUUGGAAGGAAGACUGAGUAUGAAUUGUGAAAUACCUGAAAUGGUGAAAGAUCAGAAGCUUUGUUUCAUGGGAAAACUUCCAAGCCACCUAUGUACUGCAGCUCUGUUAAGCAGAAUGACACUACUAAUACUGGGAAAAGGGGCUGAAAACCAUGAAGUGGAAAGAAGCAAAAUUGAAAAUAUCAGUAAGUGACAAAAAAGAAAGAAAUCAAACUUUUAAAAAUCUUAUUGUUUGCAAUUUAUAAUUUAUUUUCUGACCAGUUUCUGUAGAGUCCUGUUGUCAAACAGAAGUGUGACAUACAUUUAUUUAUGUAAAAUAUUUUUAAGGGACAACUGAUAUUUGAAAACUCUGAAUUGAUAAAGAUAUGCUAGGAUUAUAAUUGAGUGGCAUUUGUCAUGCUUUCUGUGUUAUCAUUUACACUAGGCUUGUGUGUACAUAACUUGAAAUCACAGUUGGUUUAAAAGUGAAUGUGCUGUGUAUGGGUUGAAAAUCACAGCAGCACAGCUCCUCCCUCCCUGUUGCUGCUGCCAGGAGCUAAGCAGUGGUUUGUCUUAGCAUUAUGUUCAUUGUUUCCCAGACUCAAUGUUUGUCUCCCUCAAACAAGCCACAAGUGGUAAGGCCAGAACAAAGCUUGAUUACAACUUGAGGUUUGUAUGGAAAAAGGCAAACAAUGAGCACAGGUUCAAAUGCAACUUAAACCAAACCAUGCCUUAGCCCCUGGCAGCAGUGACCACAGUAGGAGCAGAGAAGGAGUGAAUCAGCCAUAAUUUUUGCUCUGUGCAUGCUGUGUGUUUGCCUUUAACCUAGAUGUGGGGAACGUUUGGCUCUUUAAGAUCUUGCUAAAGUAAAACACCCACCAUCCCUGGUCAUUGGUCAUGCUUGCUGGGGCUGCUGGAAGGGGUUGUUCAGCAACAUCUGGAGAGCCAAUGGUUCCCAACCUUUGCUUUAAACCACAGUUGACCUUAACUGUGGUUUACAGUGGCACAUGAAACAGGCCACUGUGGUUUAUUGCACAGAACUCCUACGUGCACAGGCGUCCCUAUUUAUUUUAAUUGUAGGGCAGAAAGCUCUUUUGUGUACAUGGAGACGCCUCCUCUUUUGAAAUGAAUAGGAAAUACCUUGUGUGUGAAAGCUUUCAGUGUCAUAAAAGUUCUGAUAUGAACAAGGAACUCCUGCCCUGCACAGUCUAUUGUGUAGUCUAAUAAGUGGAGUGUUGGAUUUAGAAUUAGGUGACAAACGCAUAUAUCCUCAUCUCUGAGCUUCAAUUUACCUAUCUGUAAAAGGAGAUUAUAGUUGAUUUAUGGGAUAAUAGAAAUUUGAAACAUGUAUAUUAAAAGGACAUUAUAUAAACAGCUUCCUCUGGUGAUUGUUGCAGUAUAAAUUUUACCAUGUUCAAUUAUAUGUUUAAUAACUAUUACAAGGUUAGCAACAAAUUCAUUUGCUGGAUUAUACUAUUCAGAUAUUGUUCUGUUGUUGUUAUUCUAGUCGCAGAACAGCUAUAUGCCUUACAGUGGAUUGAAGAAUUAGCAAACCCACCCAGCAUUCUUACUGAAUUCCUUUACCACCUGCAAGUAAUGGAUAUUUCAUGUGAAAAAUUAUGCAUACUCACUAAUACAAAUGGCCUAUUAAGAAUAUUAUUCAAUAGGUAGGUAUUUUUUUAUUUUUGAAAUCAUUGUUUCUCAAAAAACAAACAAUUGUUUCUCAAACAGCUUUCAUUAGAAAGCAACAAAUAUCCCAGUUCUUCCUGUUCAGGUAUCACUUUUGUUAUCUAACCUGAAGUUUGUCUCCUUGUGAAUUGUUCACAUCAAGAAUAAAUAAAAAUGAACAUUUAUCUUGUCUUUAAAUAAACCAGAUUUAUCACAGAAACUUUAUUAUUCCAUAGAUCAAAAGACUGUGGACGACUUUGGGCCUUAACCAUGGCUAAAUUGAUAAAAACUGAGAAUAUUGCAUCCUGUGAGAUAAAAGGACUAUUCAGUACAUCAGAAAGGUAUGAUAGUUGGCUUGUAGUUUUUCUUAGACUGUGAUCACACCUACUGCUGCCCCAUUGAUUAAAGUAGGAAAUGGGAGGAAAGGCCCACAUUGUGUCUCACAUUAUAAAGAGAGAGGAUAUGUCCAGCAAUGCUCUGGUCCAAAAUCUGAUGGCAGUGAUAAAAGUGCAUAUUAGUGAUCAUAUAACUGGCUGUUUGGAUUUUCAAGCUUUGCUCCAAAUUGGAGCCACUCUAUGAUAAAGACCUUCCCCCUCUUCAAGAGAAGCACAUGUGUCACAUGAGUAUGAGGUGGAAAUGAUGUUUCACUGCACCUGGUCCCUAAACAACAUAGACAACAAACAACAAUAGCUCUGAAUUUGGAUGGAAUUAAUUCACCUAUAACAUAUAUCAUGCAUCAUGACUAGGAUGAAAUAUGGUUGUUGGGUCAUAAUUUGUUGGCUACAAGUAGCGCAAAACAGUAAAAAUAUUCUAUAUUGUUGAUACGUACUUAGAUAUUUGGUGGCGCACGUGCUGCUUUUGGCGCCAAAAGGGGGUGGAAUGGGGCGGAACAGACUGAUGGACAUCCCGCUGACAUGCGCGGUAGCCAGGAAUGCAACCCUUGUGCGAGUGGAAAGUUGCCUGUACUGUCUUUCAGGCCAUAAAACCUUAAGGUGGCUCACAUAAUAAAACAUAUAAAAUCCAUAUUUUUUCUUUCCCCCCCAUCCCCAACAACAAUGCCAUAUACCCUCCUGCCCCUGUGAUAAAAUAGAAAAUAUAAUAGUAAAAUACUGACAAAUUAUAUUACAUAAACCCGGGCCAGCCUCAAAUCUAUCAUUUAAAAGUGUGGUUAAAAGCUAGGUAUUUAGAGCCUUUAAACAAUCAACAGGAGAGCCAACUGCUCUUUCCAUGUGAAGGAGUUCCAUAAUGAUGGGGACAGCACUGAAAAUGCCAUGUCUUCUGUAACCACCAGCCUUAUUGAUGUUGCUGGCAGUUUUGAAGCAGAGCUUUUAUAGCUGAUCUUAAGGCACAGUCAUAUGGGAGCAGGUGAUCUUUCAGAUAGCCCAAGUCAUUUAGGGCUUUAAAGGUAACCAGCACUUUGCCACGGCUCUUCUGGGCCCAAGUCAAUCAGUACAGCUGGUACAGAGUUGGAGUUACAUGCUCUCUCCUGACAUCAGUUCACUAUUUCUACAGUUUCCCUAAGCCUAGUAGGUGUAAAUGAUGAGUGGCAGAGCUGUUAAAGACACUUUAGCCUGAUCAUCUUGGUUACUUCAUAUAGAUGUUAAAUAGCUUGAGAAACAGAAAUGGAACAUCCUUAGCAUUCCUGAUUCCCCGCCCCCCCUCUGUUCCUAUAUGCUUUACUUCCCUUUGGUGGAGAGUCCUAUCUGUUUCAAAUAAAUGCUCUGGGGGUCCUGGUUUGUGGUUGUGCAAAUCCCAUUUCUUCAUAAAAUUCUGCAACAAAACUUUCCCUGUUUCAUGGCCUUUCUGAAUUACUUUGCAUUUUAUCUGUGGACAUCAUACUGAUUUCCAGAUUGUCUGCUGAUGUGUCAUUUUCUUGGACAGGUUUUUUCCAUUAACGGAAGGCAACUUGCACACACUUCAGAAUCUGUCUUCAUUUUUACUUCAGGAAGACAAGGAAGAGCUUGUCAUUCAGUGCACUGCUAAACUAAUGACCUGCAAUGAAAGUGGACUUUACAGUACUGAUGGUCAGUGCUUUAAAUAUUAUCUCCAAUGUUUCAUUAGCUUGUAGGAGUCAGAUUUUUAAUGCUCUAAUUUAAUUAGAUGUUUGCUUGCCUUUGAGAAUUGCUUCUGUUCUUCAAGAGAGAGGAAAAGGCUCUUGACGAAUCAGUGUAUUGUUAAGUGCUUUUUCCAAGGUGCAUAUUAUUAAGCGUACUCAUUAGAUAAAUGGUAAAUCUAAGUUUCUUUUAGACAAGUUCUGAUUUAUUACAGUUUGAAGAAAAUGUAAUAUGGAUGCUGAACGUUAGGAAUUAUUUAACCUACCUUUUUCUGAUCUUGCAUCCAACCACCAGUGUCCACAUCUUGUUCUGCUUCUAAUUUACUGCUUUUCUUGUUGUUUUCAAUAACAUUUAAUGUGAUAUUUUAAAUCUAGCAUUUGACUCUGUUUUAGGAGCUUUUGGAUAUCUUGCUAUUUUAAAUUCCUGCUUGAAUUGUGGAAGCAUUGAUUAUGGAGAUCUAAUGCCUGGAAUAUUAAAAAUCAUCAUAGCCUGGCGAAAUGACUAUGAGGACAGCUUUCUUUUUAGCUGGUGGGUAGCUUUAUUACAGUUUUAUUAUGACUGGUCAGUGUUGCACAGUUGAAAUGGUUAUAUUUAUAAUAGGGCUGCAAUUCAAUUAAAUGACUGUUUGAAAUUUGUGUAAGUGUAAACAAUAUUUCUGUAGCAAGAAGCAUACUUUUCUUUUUAGAGGAUCUCCCUUUGUCUUAAUAGGCAUUAUCUUAGCAGAGGUAUUCCUCUUGUGUGUGAGAGAAGGGGAAAUUCCUCUUUGCUUUCUGCAGUGUUCACAAAUACUGAAAAAAAAUACUUUACAAAAUCUGCUGCCUGAUUAAUUUUUGUUUUUGUAAUUUUCCUCCCUGCCCCCCAGCAAUCUACAGGAAGGAAGCCCACAGGUGCUUGGCUUGAACAUAGAGAUGAUCCGGUUUAUUUCUUUGUUGCUGAAUGAUCCUUCCUCUUUGCUGGAGAGUGAGUGGGAUUUUGUCAUGUGUUCCAUGCUGGCCUGGUUAGAGGUAAGAAGCAAACUUAAAUGUAGGGAAUGCUAUUAAGGCCUCUGCAUGAAGUCUUGAGAGUGCAGAUAUUUUUCUUUGUGAAUCCACUGGGUGGCAGUUCCUGCCUUUGAGAAAUCUAAAAUAUGCGGCAACAGCCUAUCAUGUAAACUUAAGUAAUAUUAUUGUAUGGUUUUACUGUAAAAUUGGCUACAGUAAAUGUUUUGAACUUUUGUGAAGCAAAAAUUUCAGAACACAUUUAAGAUUAUCUGAGCUCAAUCUAAUCCCGUGCACCAGUUCCACAACAUGUUCAACAAAACAUAACUGGUAGUUUAUUUUGCUAAAAUAUGCUUAACUGAUAAAUGUUACACCUGACCUUGUACUAAGAGGUAUGGAUAAAUAUGUGGAACAAGAAUCAUGUCAAAAUGAGGGUAAAAGAAGAAAUAUAGAACAUAGAAUCGUAGAAUUGUAGAGUUGGAAGAAGGGACCACGAGGCUCCAAACCCCUACAAUCUCUUACCAUACUCUUACCAACAGAUAGAUCCUGCCAUUCUCUUUCUCAUUAGAGAGAGAAAAGACUAUUGGAAUCUAUUUUCAUACUUAAAGAAAUUGCUUUGAUUUGUUAUAGAAGGGUUUGUUGUCAUUAAACUUUUAAGAAAAUGUGUAACUUUUAGAUUACAAUUAUUCUUUGAAUGGGUGUUACUGAAAUUCCUCAGGUUUUUUUUUAAAAAAAGGAAAAAAUAAUGCCCAUCCUGGCGUUCUUCUUUCUUUUCCAGACAACAAGUGACAGCCAGGCAGUCUUUCCUGUUGCCCUUGUGCAAGUGUUUGCCUGUGUCAGCUGCGACUUGAGUGCUGCCUCGAGUGCUUUUUUCCAGGCAGCAACUCCUGAAAUCACUGAAAAACUUCCACCAAACCUCAUGGCUGAAUGGCAGGAAUUCUUUUCUGAAGGCAUUCAUAGUUUACUUUUAUCGUUGCUGGUAAAAAUUACAAGUAAGUCUGGCAAAUGAUAAGUAUACAAUAUAAUAUGGAAAAGUAACUAAUAUUUUGGACACUCUGCUUUACUGCAUCUUAAGAUUGCAGUUUUAUCUAACAGUCUUAGAAAUACAGAACUUUUCAGUGUCCAACACUGUUCUGUUUGUGUACCGUGGUGGUCUGUUCACCUGGUUAGGCUGUUAAGCUCCUUGAUAAAAAAUGAGACUUUCAGCAAUGCUCUGGAAAUACUUCACUUUUUGCAAUCCAUUCAGGAAAGCAUGUAAAUUUAGUGUGCUGGGUGCUUCCAGACUGUCACUGUUUUUCUGGAGGGAUUCAAGGGCAUACUGGAAAUUUAGGUUUAUACAGUUAAAGUAGAUUAAAACAUUCUGCCACAAGGAAUCAGUUUUUUAAUAUAUAUUUUUUUGGUUAGGAAAUUGAAUGGGAAAAAUACUGAACAUUAUGGGAUGAACAAAUUCUUAAUGGAAAGAUGUUAGCAAGGAAAUCAGGAUGAACGCUCAGUUAAGACCAAAUGUAGUCUAACUACCACAUAAACUUUAUGUGUGCAAAUCAAGAUGAGUUGUCAAUAAGUUGGAGGAGUCCUUUAAGAGUACAAUAUCACAUUUGUAUGUUACCUUUUUGAACAGUUUUCCAGGAGAACUAAUAAUUCUAUAAUGUAAACUUGCUAAGAUGAAUUAAAAUUGUGAAUUCUCUUUUCUGAACAGGAAAAGAAAAAGAUGCAUUGGAAACAUCAUUUCAGAAUUUCAUGUUGAAAUCUUUGGGGAAAGCUUUAAUGUACAUUUCAAAGGAUCAGUUAUUGAACCACAAACUUCCUGCCAAAUUUGUUGCUGGUCAGAAGACAAAUCUCCCAGAUAAACUACAAACCUUGUUAAAUACUUUUUCUCCAAUGCUGCUCUUCAGAGCUAGACCUGUUCAAAUCACAGUCUACCACAUGUUAAAUAAGUAAGUUAUCCCCUCCACACAUACACUUUGAUCUUGUUAUAGCAUAGAAUAUGUAUUUAGAAAUAGACCAGGGAACAUAUUAGCAUAACCAAUUGCCCGUUCAUUACUGGGCUUAGUUCAAGGUGCUCACAUUAGUCUGAAAGGAACAGUCUUUCCAAACCGGAGCCUAUGUAGGGCUUCUUGAUUUCUAGGUCUGCCUUGAAGAUGAAAAGCACACUGACUAACUACUAUUUCCACAUCAAGUCCACCAGGGAGCUCCUACAGGUAUUGGCCUCCUCUCAGAGGGAUUGGUGACCACUAUUGUCCUGUAGGCAUCUGCUAGAUUGCUCUACUGAUUCCGAAUAAGGACACUUACCAAGGGGGCAUAGAGGAAGAGGGAGAGCAAAGGGAUGAAUGCAGAGUCUCUUUCACCCCCUCCCCUUCCAUCUUCUCCAGUUUUGAACUAUUGUGUCCCUUAUAUUUAUUUUGUCAGGCACUAAAUAUAAUAAGGGUUAAUACUGAGGAUGAGGGUAACGAUGCAAGCUAUUUCUUUGUGGCACCUCUGUAAACAGAUCAUUCCAAUACAUAAUGGUGUGCUAUAGUAAAGGUAAAGGGACCCCAGACCAUUAGGUCCAGUCGUGGCCGACUCUGGGGUUGCAACACUCAUUAUUGGCCGAGGGAGCCGGCAUACAGCUUCCAGGUCACGUGACCAGCAUGACUAAGCCACUUCUGGCGAACCAGAGCAAUGCAUGGAAAUGCCAUUUACCUUCCUGCCGGAGUGGUACUUAUUUAUCUACUUGCACUUUGAUGUGCUUUCAAACUGCUAGGUUGGCAGGAGCAGGGACCAAGCAAUGGGAGCUCACCCCGUUGCGGGGAUUCAAACCGCCAACCUUCUGAUCCUAGGCUCUGUGGUUUAACCCACAGCACCACCCGUGUCCCUAAUGGUGUGCUUACUUGCUAGUAAUAUCCGAUGUUGAAAUCCUUUUCAGAACAGAUAAUGUUGGGCCUUAAAAAUAUGGAUAAAAUCACUGUUUUUUAAUUUUUCUAAAUCCCAGGUUAAUGUCUGACUUGCCUAAAUUUGACGACGAGGAUCUCAAAUCCUAUGGUGAUGAAGAGGAGGAGCUAUCAUUGUACGUUUCAUUUUAUUUAUAUAAUGAACGAAGCAACUGCCUAUCAUAGUAGAAUGUUAAAAUGUUCCAACCACUUGCCAGACUUGGACUUUCAUGGCUUAAGUGGGAAGAUGCACCUGUGAUCCUCAAUAUUGUGUUUGUGUGUGUACACUUGCGUGCGCGCGCACACACGUGCCUCAGGAGCUGUCACAUAGUUGCAGAAGGUACACCCCCAAAGAACUGGGAAAGAGUAAUGUUCCGUGUUUGUUCUCUUCUUCCUGAUGUCUUCACAUGUAGGGACAUAAGAACCUUGUUGGAUCAGACCAUAGUCUCAUCUGGUCCAGCAUCCCAUCUCUCAUAGCCAACCAGAUGCCUAUGGGAAGCCUACAAACACAAUGUGAGGGCGAUAACUGUCUCCUGCCAUUGAAUCUCUGUGUUGAGGACUCACAGACCUCCACUCCUGGGGGGUAGUAAAUAACUAUCAUGGCAUUCUAAGUAGGGCAAGCUAGCCUUUAAACUGGGUAACACAUUCACAAUUUUAAGCAGCGAUUCUGCCUUGGGAGUAGCCAGUUGUUUGAUUUCUGUAUAGAUCUUUUUGCUCCUUGCUCUGGGCUUGUUCAGUAGGGCUGGUUUAACUCCCAAGUCAUAUAUUUAGAUCUGGAAGAAGUUCUUUGUCACCUUGGUAGCACCUGGUAGCACAUUCUAGGUGUUGGCAUCAAGGAAAUGAAAAUAAAAUGAAAUUCUCCUGGAGAAAAAGUCCUCCACUGAGGUGCUUGAGAUAACAUGGCAUUGGUUAAUGUGCUUACAUGUUUGGUACAAUGGAAACUGGUCUGAGUGUAAUAAAUAACACCUUUGCUGCCCUGACUUUAGGUCCCCACCAGCAGCUCUUAUGACUGUGCUUGCCACUCAGGAGGAGUUACUGGAAAACAUCCUAGAAGGCAUUCCAGUUGGAGAGUUUGCAGUUAUUCAACCACUAAGUGAUGAGUUUUGCCUUGUUUUGGGAUACCUCCUCACCUGGAAAUUAAUACUAACUUUCUUCAAGGCAGCAUCUUCUCAGGUGAAUUAAAGGGUUUAUCUUUAUCUCCUCACCCUGUGACACACAUAUACCCAUGUACUUCUCCACAUCCUUCUACUGACAAAUGAAUUCAGCUGUGUUCAGUUAUCCCUAAUCCACAGCAGUAGGAAAUAAUCAAGCCUUUUGCUUGAAAACCAUUAGUACAAAUAAAAGCAUUUCAAAUCCUUUUGCCCAGAACUUGGAGCUUCAAAAUAGCUGUCAUAUGGUGUUCUACUAUCCAUUUUACUAGUAUUCCCAAGUCAUUUUUGUCAAUGAGGAAAAAGUACUUUCAUAUAUCUGAACAAGGGUUAUGGUUGUUCUCAUGCCAGUUUGGAUAAAUGAUAUUGUUUUGUAGCAUCUGGCUGUAAGAAGGAAAGACUCGGAAGCACAUAGGGUGUGUUUCAUACCUGGUAACAUGAAACCCAAGGCAAUCUUACCAGCAUAUGUCAUAUUGACAUUGCUAAAUUGCUCCAUAGAAAUAUGUAUUUGUGAUGUUGUAUCUUAUUUUUUAAAAUAGUUUGACCAAUGCAUUACCAUUAAUUUCCUUGCAAGUGCGUAUUAAGGCUUUGUAUAAAAACAGUCUUGUCUAAUCUGCUGUGAAUCCCACCAAGCCUUUUCAUACUCUCAUUGUAUACAUUCCUUCAGUUUUAAUGCUUCUGAGAACAGAUUUUAUUGGGAAUAAUUUUUGUAUGGUUUCACCACCAGCUGCGAGCUCUUUACUCACAAUAUCUCCGAAGAACUAAGAGUCUGAAUAAACUAUUGUAUCACCUGUUCAGGCUUAUGCCAGAAAAUCCAGCCUUUCCAGGAUCAACAGCUGAACUCCCAAGUAAGGAUGUAAAAACGUACUUUACUGAGGAGCUUGACUUAGACGUCAAAGGUCAGUCCAAAUAGUUUUAGCUUUAAUUGACAUUGAAUUUCUUUCAUUGUAUGAAACAACUGUAGAGAUGUAAUUUAACUGUUCUUAUUUACAAACCACUUCCCCCAUUUGUUAUCCAGACACCUCAUCGCUGUCUUCCCACAUCCCUCAUUUGGCAUGUUCUGUUUACUGUAUGACAUUAAAAGAUUUGCCAGCCAUGGUUCGUCUUUGGUGGAAUAGCUGUGAGAAACGAGUCUUCAACACUGUAGAUAAAUUUACAAGCAAAUACGUCAGCAGUGUACUUUCUUUACAAGAAAUAUCUUCAGUGCAGACCAGUACACAGUUGUUUAAUGGAAUGAUGGUUAGUAUGAUCUUAUCUACAUAAAUUUAUUUCAUUGUUUUGACAAGUUUGAUACUGUAGAAAGUAAAUUACCAUCGAGUGUUCAAUCAGAAGCAUACACUUUAUCUAAGGUUGUUUCUGGAAAACAGGUCUGUGCAUAUAUAGCGCUCUGAAUUAGGGCAGUGAUCAUCUGCAGUCUAUGUAUUAUUCUGUAAUUUAGAGAUUGUAUGAGAUACUCCAGUUAAUAUCAAUCCCUCAACAAAUUAAUGUCUGGAAAUGCCUUGUGAUAUUCGUAGGAGCAUACAGAACUAUUCCAGGAUUGUUACUUCUGCUUAUUAAAUAGAAAAAGAAUAUUUGCGCUCAUAAAUAGAAAAAGAUAUUUGCGUUCAUAAAUGUUGCAGAUAUUGUGCUGUCAUUUCCAGGGCAGAUCUCUUCUAUAAGCAGCCAUUUUCAGUGUCUCUGUUCUGGCUACAGUUAAAAACGUUGCACAUAUUUCAGUGAGGGGAGGAAUAGAAGUAUAUUGCAAGUACACUCUACAAGUGUAUAUAUUUUAGAUUAUCUGCUAUAUGCCUUUUUGAAAAGUAUUCUGCCUGCUAUGGAUUUGUUUUUCCACAGGUAAAAGCUCGAUCUGCUACGCGAGAAGUCAUUGCUACCUACUCAGUUGAUGAUAUAUUCAUUGAACUGAUAAUACAGCUUCCUCCAAAUUACCCCCUGGGUUCCAUAACUGUUGAGAGUGGAAAGAGAGUUGGUGUAGCAGUGCAGCAAUGGCGCAAUUGGAUGCUACAGUUGAGCACAUAUCUCACUCAUCAGGUAUGUGUCACUUAAAAGUACCAUGAUGGUUCAGUCCUUGCCAUGUAUUAUUAUCCACAGGUUAGGUCUGCUCUGAACAGCAGGUGGGUGCAGAAUAGCAGGGCAGCUGUUCACCAUUGGACAGCUCCAUUCUGUCUAUCUCAAUAUAACCUUCAUUCUGAAAGCUAUCUGCAUGGGUACCGAAAUUGCCUCCUCCUGAAUUUGCACUUGCAAAAAACAUCCAGUCCCUAACUGAGCAGGGAGAGAGAAGUACUUUCCAAGCAUAGAUCCAGUCAGAUCUGCACUCCCAAAAGCCCUUGCCAUUGAAAUGGCAGCUGCUUCAGUCAAAAUUCCUGUUCUUUUUUUAGAAGAAAGAGAGUUGUGUAGUAUAGCUAUUAAGUAAAAUGUAUGCUUGGCAGAUUCUGAUCUCUGGAAAACAACUCUUGCUAAAACUAUAGCAACAGAACUAAAUGGUCACCAGAUACAGUGGAGUACUUUAUUAUGUAGUAGACAGCAUUAAUGGUGGGACACCAUGCUUUAAAAAAACUUUCAAUAUAUGGUAUAGCUUCCUUGUAAAAUAGUUGAAAGGACUGUGAACCAGUAUGAGAAGUGAAAUACUCUAAAGACAAACUUGAAAUAAUGAAUUAUUGAUUCCUGAGACAACUUAUUUUCUUUUAGAACGGAAGUAUAAUGGAAGGCUUAGCAUUAUGGAAAAACAAUGUGGAUAAACGCUUUGAGGGUGUUGAAGACUGUAUGAUCUGUUUCUCAGUCAUACAUGGCUCCAACUACUCUCUCCCUAAAAAAGCUUGCAGAACAUGCAAGAAAAAGUUCCAUUCAGCCUGUCUGGUAAGUACAUGGAAUAGACAAAUUCUGAACCAAGUUUUAAAUAAAAGACGACACAGAAAGCUUCAGUGGCUUUAGGAGUAGUCAGAUCCACAAAACUAGUUGAGUUUCAGUAAAAUUGAGAGGAUAAAUCCUCCUGUAAUGAGUAGCAAGUCUUUCCCUUACGAAAACACAGUUUAUUUCCAUACUGCAUUGUAAACUAAUUAUCACUUUUGGGAAAUUAUGCAGCUGACAUUGUUGAAAACUGAAAGACUAGGACAUACUAGUGUAGUAUGCUCAUAUAGGAAAGCUAUCUGCCCAUGGUAGUAAGCCUUAGAAUAUGACAAUUAAGUCCUUAAGCACCCAAAUGGGCAAAAAACUUCAUUGAAUAAUAGGCUUCAGAAAUGGCUUUCAUUUGAAUUUUCACAGAAGGCACACAUGUGAUAGUUACUCAACUAUUUAAGACAUAAAUAAAACUUGUUCAUCUAGCAACCUUACAUUUAACGUAAAAUGUAUGUCAAAUCUGCUUUUAAUACUCUUUUUUCAAAAAUUCUUUCAGUACAAAUGGUUUACAUCUAGUAACAAAUCCACCUGUCCACUUUGUCGGGAGACCUUCUUCUGAAAUGACUUCUCUGCUUCAAUGAACUUCUCUGCUUCAAUGAACUUCUCAAAGAAAAUCAACAGGCACAGUUGGAUUUAGCUGUGAAAUGCUAAUUUUAGCUUUAUUUACAAAUAAAAAUCUUAAGUUGUUUGAUCAGGGUAUCAUACAAAUUGUAUAUGGCUUUUAUAUUAAUUAUUAUUUAUUAUUACUAUAUAUAUUAAAAGCAAGGCAUUCUGACAUCUCUGGCAAAAACUGAUGGUAUGUAAAGCCUCAGCUUCUGUGCUUUGGUUAAUUCCAUUUCCAGAGACUAGAACACCACCAGUGCAAUGCUGUGCAUACUAGGGGUGCCAUAUUUUGAAGAGCAAAAAAGAGGACAUGGAGCCCCCUCGCCUUCCAUGCCGUACGUGCACACCAUACCCUCCAAAAUUUCUGUUCAAGAAAUUCAGUCCUGAUCAAAAGAACUUCUGUCUUCAUUGUGAGAAAAAAUUAAUAUAGGAUCAAGUAUUAUUGUCUUU
Molecule: messenger RNA, 27700 nt
Organism: Podarcis lilfordi (Lilford's wall lizard)
Lineage: Eukaryota; Metazoa; Chordata; Lepidosauria; Squamata; Lacertidae
Source: the annotation of a GenBank genome assembly